AUGGAGCGCGCAGCGCGUCUCCACUUCUUGGAGCAUGGCCAAGAGGUACACGAGGACGAGUCUGGUGGUGGCAGCGGAGGAGAGCGGGCAAAAGUCUACCCGUACCAUACAUACGGUACUAAGGCAGGACUUUUACGGUCAAGGCUUCUCAAAUCUUCGAUCCCCUUGUACGAGUGCCACUCGGGGUGCUCGUGCUCUAGCUCAUGUCCCAAUCGCGUGGUGGAGCGAGGUCGCACCAUUCCCCUGCAAAUAUUUCGCACCAAGAAUCGCGGAUGGGGCGUGCGCUGCACAGAGCCCAUAAAACAGGGCCAGUUCGUCGACUGUUAUCUCGGCGAGGUUAUUACGGCCGAAGAAGCAGACCGUCGUCGCCUCAAGUCGACUAUGUCUCAAAGAAAGGAUGUUUAUCUCUUCGCCCUUGACAAGUUCACCGACGAGUAUUCCCUUGACCCGCGUCUCAAGGGACCGCCCCUCGAGGUCGACGGCGAGUUCAUGUCCGGUCCCACCAGGUUCAUCAACCACUCCUGCGACCCCAACCUGAGGAUCUUUGCCAGAGUUGGCGAUCAUGCCGAUAAGCAUCUCCACGAUCUUGCACUGUUUGCCAUCCGGGAUAUCGCCCGAGAAGAGGAGCUCACGUUUGACUACGUGAACGGCAAUGCAGCUGAAAGCAGCGAUAUCGCCCCAAACUCCGAAAGCAUGACAGUGUGCCUCUGCGGGAGCAAGAACUGUCGCAAGUAUUUGUGGUGA
Molecule: messenger RNA, 744 nt
Organism: Geosmithia morbida
Lineage: Eukaryota; Fungi; Ascomycota; Sordariomycetes; Hypocreales; Bionectriaceae
Product: [histone H3]-lysine9 N-trimethyltransferase SUV39H
Exons: 3
Coding region: 1-744 (247 amino acids)
Molecular function (GO): protein binding
Source: RefSeq, a predicted model, not a curated record